AUUACCCUAAUUUUGAUUAACAGAGACUUUGUGAAAUUAGAAACGUAUUAUCUAUUUUUAAGAUACCUUAGCGAGUUUACAAAAGAAGUGCAAGAUUUUUUGUUGAGACGAAUAGAAAACUUAAUAGGACAGUUAGUUGAAUUGUGUUAUCAGGCUAAAGCUAAUAUUACAAAAGCUCAGGAUAAACAGAAAGCAUGUCAUGAUCAAAGCCAUCGGAUAGAAAGUUAUUCGAUUGGUGACAAAGUGUUAUUAGAACGUUCUUCUCUAUUGACAUCUUAUAGUGCAAAGUUUGAAUCUAAAUUUACUGGUCCAUAUUACAUUCAUGAUGUUUGUGGCAAUGGAGCAUACAAACUGCGAAAGAUAACAAACGAUAAGCCUGGUCAAAAAGAAAAGGUAUCCGCCCCUAUCUUAAAACUUCUUUUAAAAUUACAAAGAUCUAUUAGAGGAUCCUCCGUAGAAGUUCUUAGUAUUACUAAUAAUACUUUUGAGUUUCUCAAUGAUCAGAGAAAACAAGUUCAAGUUAGUUUUGCACCCGAUAUAAAUAAAGAACUGAUAGGUAAUCCUAUGACAAGAAUUAAUAAGGUAGAGAGUGAAACUUGGAGUCAACAAAUGGAUUACCUUUGUAUUCGACUUCAAUUUUGUCGAUUGGAUCGUGCUACUUUACUUCGGUAUUAUUACCAGUUGGGGGAAAAAAACCGAUUUACCUCUGGACAUUUUAAAAAUGCUUUAAAGGUUGCUCGUCGUGCUUUUGCCUUAUACCAUACUCGAGAUGCGCAUAAUUUGUUAACUACGCAUCAUUUAUCUGCCAACGCUUUAUUAGUAAUGAGCACCGAGAACUUUAACAUAUUGCUUAAGGAGGCCUGGAAGGGAAGCCAAGAAGAAAUUGUGCAAAUAUUAGACCUUGACUAA
Molecule: messenger RNA, 909 nt
Organism: Racocetra fulgida
Lineage: Eukaryota; Fungi; Glomeromycota; Glomeromycetes; Diversisporales; Gigasporaceae
Source: the annotation of a GenBank genome assembly